AUGAUUGCUCAAUGUCGGCAAAAGCAUCAAGAAAAACGAUCUAUUUUAGACGGUAUUUCUCUCCUCACAGCAGGAGCUACGCUCGGUUUGGAUACAAGGAACGCAAUUGAAAUUAAAAAAUUGCAAACAAGAAUGAGCGAUUUUGCGUCAUCGUCCAACACCAUGUCUAAUAAAGUUGAUGUUCACGGAGCGCAAAUCGUUCAUUUAAAUGAAGGACAAGUACGGCUUGGUCAAGGAUUGAAAUAUACUCAAGAGAGUCUGAAUUCUACAAUUUCACGGGUGAAUAAUAUUGUAAUGGCUGUCAAUGCAUUGAGUAUGGUGAAAAGUUUGAAUAGUUCUAGUGUAUGGGAUAAUUUACCGUAUUUACAAGGCGACGUUGAUAAUAUUAUAAACUUUAUUAAUCAAGUACCAAAACCAGAGUCAACUCAUGAGAAAUUAGUGUCGAUUCAACGAGAAGAGUCAUCUGUCCGGUAUGGUGAAGAAAUUGUCAGUGGGAAAUUAGUGUCCGUUCAAGGGAAAGGUAAGAGUACAAUGCGGUAGCUAUGUACAAAGUGUACUCCUCGUUUCUAAAGAAAACCGGUAAUAUAAGAGUACGUCGGGGUGUUUCCGGGUAUGUUUAAUCAAGUAUGAUCAUGAAAUUGAUAAGGGCUGCAUACAUCUUGCAUUUCAACUUUAAUUUAUGAUAAGCUGAAAUUUCAGUUUAACGGAGAAAAUUGGAGAUUCUUUUUGCACACAUUUUUAUGUCAUUCUACGGCAAUGCAUAAUUGUCAUACCGUAAUGAGGAGGAAUAUCUGAUUUUAUGUGUUAAGUAGAAAUGUCGCUUAUUUAUUAAUUUGACGCUGAAGAUAAAGCCUGCUCAUUUAAUCGCACGACUUUGGCUUAAUGAAUAUUGGUGGAAACCGACGGAUUUCUUUGUGAUGGACUGACUAAAUUUUCGAAAUAUUCGGGGAGUGGCUUGUUUUCUAGUGUUAUAGUAAGGUGUGCGUUGAAAUGUCGGGGUAAUAGUAAAACAUGAAGACACCCACAGACACCCGCAGACACCCACAGACACCCACAGACAGCACACAGACACCCACAGACAGCCACAAACAGCCACAGACAGCUGCACAGACAGCACACAUAC
Didymodactylos carnosus is the source of this 1123-nucleotide messenger RNA. The record is from the annotation of a GenBank genome assembly. NCBI's taxonomy places the organism in Eukaryota, Metazoa, Rotifera, Eurotatoria, Philodinida, Philodinidae.